UAAAAAAUCUUAUAAGCUAGUCAUACCAUUUGAUUAUAUUGACAAUUUUAAAAAACUGAUCAUACUAUGAUCAUAGUAUGAUGGCGGUUGAGCAAGUAUGCCCCCAUCGUCUAGUGGUUCAGGACAUCUCUCUUUCAAGGAGGCAGCGGGGAUUCGACUUCCCCUGGGGGUAGGGUACUACGAAAGGAAGUUGAUCAUGGAUUAUCCAUAAAGUUCGAAUAGAUUCUUCCUGGGUCGAUGCCCGAGCGGUUAAUGGGGACGGACUGUAAAUUCGUUGGCAAUAUGUCUACGCUGGUUCAAAUCCAGCUCGGCCCAAUAAUUCGCUGUCUACAUAACCUUUUUUGUUUUGCAUAAUUGACAGAGAAGGGUAAGAAAAAAGUCAAAUAUCUGGGUAUAUUUCGACUUUACUUUUUUCUUUAUUUCUUGUGGCUCGUUACUUUUUGUUUCCAUAAAAAAUUACAAUAAAAAAUAGAUUAUCAAUCGAUUUUAGAAUAAUGCAAGGAUUACUAGUAAUCGGCCUUGAUAUCACUUUAGUGAUAUCCAUAUAGAUAUCAAUAUAUUACUUGUGAUUUUCUUUGUUACAAAACACUAAUUUGAAUCUAAAAUUGAAAUGAUUAUGAUGAAAUCAUAAGAAGGAAUAUGUAAGCUACCCGCUUUAUUUCCAUGGGAUUGUAGUUCAAUUGGUCAGAGCACCGCCCUGUCAAGGCGGAAGCUGCGGGUUCGAGCCCCGUCAGUCCCGGCGGAUUCAAUUAAAAAAAAAGACAUAAACUCCCCUUUUUGUUUCUGGGCAAGGGGAUCAAAAUGGUUUCGGUUAUCUUUUUGUUUUAUUUUUCUUUUUUCAUCAAGCAAAAGAAAGGGGUAUUUCUUUUGCACCAAUUUAAAGACAUAUGUAAAUUAGUAUAAUUAUAAUUAUUGAGAGCAUUCACCACUUCAAGAACGAGAUACUGUAUGGGGUUUCCUCUUUUUGUCAAUUAAUCUCCCAUUAACUCGUGUAGGAAAAUAAAAUAGGAUAGCGUAUAAUACGUUUGCCAAGAGUACCUAUAUAUACUUUUGUUUCUAUGAAGUCAAGGAAGUGAAAAUAGUUCGAAUCCAACCAAGUAAAGAGGAUGUUUCAAAAAAAAAGAUCAAAUUAGUCUUCCCUAAUGAAUAUGCUCUUUUUAAAGAUUAGAGUCGAUGUCGAAGAAAAACUCGUAAGAAAAUUUAAUAUAGUUAAUUUUUUGGAAUAUUUUCGUUUUUUUUUUUCGGGACUCGUCUUUAUCACAUUUCCUUUGUUUUACAAAAAGAUCAUAGACCCUUACAAAAACAAAAUUUUGAAAAUUUCAAAUUGAAAUUUCGUACUUGUUUUCUCUAUUUGAUUUCUAUUGUUUAUUUAAGGUUCUUUAGAAACUCUUUUUAUAAACAAUCGAAGUAUAAAAGGUUUUUUAUGAUAUUUCAUCAGAUGAUUGUACAAGGAAAGUACUAGGUUGUAGAAAAGAAAGCGGUGAAAAAGAAUCAUAAAUAAAUAGUUUUUUAUUGGAUCAGGAAUCUCAUUAUGUAUUCGGUGUGGAUAAAAGAUCUUCCUAUGUUAUACUAUUAAAUUCUUGACGAUGAAUCGAUUUUAUAGCUCCGAUAUUGUUAUUCAUGAUAUUUCUUUCAUUCGAUAUCAUCGAAAUCUAAUUCAUCUGAGUGAGUUUACAAGCGAAAGAUUUCUCAUCUCUAUGGGAUUAAAUCCCGAGAUAUUCCAAAGAAAAAAAAUAAAUAAUAAACGAUUUAAUUAUGGAAGUCAAUAUUCUUGCAUUUAUUGCUACUGCACUCUUCAUUCUCGUUCCUACUGCUUUUUUGCUUAUAAUUUACGUAAAAACGGUUAGUCAAAAUAAUUAAUUUGAAUACAAUUUGACUAUCAAUGACAAAAAAGGAUGUCAAUUUCUCGUCUUAAAUGAAAGGAAUGCAUUAGAUUCAGUAGUAUCCUAAGGGGCCCGCUAGUAUGGUAGAAAGAGAUCUCUUUCUACCAUACUAGCCAUUAUGGUUAUUGUAAUGUAUAAAGAUACAAGUGAAAUAUCUUAAUAUAAAGGAAUCCACCCAUAUCUCUCUUUUUCUUUAUAAAUGUAAAUAUAAAUUAAUAUAGAAUAUGAAAUCUAUGUACAUACUUUCUCAAUUUCAUUUGUUUGUUUGAUCCAUUUAAUACGGAUAAUCCGAAUUCGAUGGAAACCUCUUGAGAUUUCGAAAGGGGGUUAUCCCAUGAAUGGUUAACGGUAUAAACUCUGAUAUCAAAAAAUAAAAUGAGUCAAUAAAACAAAACAUAAAUCCAAUUUCUAAAAAAAGAUCUUAAAAAAAAUUGCCGGCCGGUCUAGAAAACUAAAACAAUUGAUACAGGUUGAUAGAGUUUGAUUAUUAUCGCAAUUAGGAGUACUUCUAGAGUCCACUUCUUCCCCACACUACGAGAGAGAGGGAAAAUGUAAAAACUACCAUUAAACCAGCCCAUGCGAGACUUACUAUAUCCAUGUGAAUUCUGUCCCCUAUGAAUAUGAAGAAACUUUUCCAUUAUUGUUCACUAAUAAUAGUGAAAUCACUGGUGCAGAGUCAAAAAAAGGGAGAGAUAUUUGGUCACCAUUGAUGAACUACUCCAAAAAAUCCACUUAUCUUAUACUGAGUUAUUCUUAAUUAUAGAAUUUCUAGUAGAAUCGACAAGAUGUAAACACAAGUAAACAGAUACUUUUCGAAGUAUCCAAAAAAUCUGACUCAUAUGUAGAAAGAAUAAUCUUUUUUCUUUCUUUUAUCGUUUUUUAUUUUUAUUUGAAGUAAAACGAAAGGCAAUUCUUCAUCUAAUCUAAUAUUGAUUGAAUGUCUGAGCAUUCCGACACUUUCAUGAGUCUAUAUCCAAAGUAUCUUAGAUCCUUUCCAAAACUAUUAAUUUAAUUCCCUCUCUGCCUAUCCAAUCUAAUGGAUUUCCCUCCACUCGUUUUAGUUUUCCUCUAAUCUGAUAGGUAAAACUUUAGGUUAGAGAAUAGAACCUCGAGAGCCAGGGGCUUAGAAUCACGAAAAGAAAGUAUCAAGAGUCUUUUCCUACGUUUGUUAUAGUUUUAUAACAGGAGAUUUCAAGUCUCCUGUUGAGGCGGCACCCGGAUUUGAACUGGGGAAAAAGGAUUUGCAGUCCCCCGCCUUACCACUCGGCCAUGCCGCCAAAAUGAUUUGUACUAGAUUCAAAUUUUCUCUUGUUUUUUUUUCAACUCCGAAAAAAAUAUAGAUUUUCAGUCACAAAAUAUAGAAUCUAGUACAAAUCAGAACCAUUAACUAUUGACUGUAAAUUCAUGACCUUUUUUGAAUUCAAAUUUACAUUUUUUAUUUCUAAUAAUAUAAGAUAAGAAAAUCAUUAGAAAUAGAUUUAUAACUAAUCUAUUUUGAGUUUUUUCAAUUAAAAAGAAAUCUUCUUCCAUUUGAAUUAUAACACUAAUAAUGAGUAUAUGUAAACCCCAGAAUCAGAACAUACGUUACCUUGUAUAGCUCUAUAAUGGGGUAUUUUAUCUCUCUAGGGAUGCUUUUGAGGAGUAAUUCUCAAUAAAUUUUUGUAUUGAAAUUUUUCAUUGAAUACAUUGAAAAAAAUUUUUAAUUUUUGGUAGAGCACAGCAUGUGCUGUUCCAAAUAGAACUGUACCACAAUAAAAGAAGAAAAAGAGACAUAUAUAUAUACCUGUGCAUUCUUUUUUAUUUUAAUAAUAAUUAAAAUUAAUAAAUAAAAAAACAUACGUUUUCUUACCUACUUCAAUUCAAUGAUAUUCUAAAUAUUCUAUUCAAAAUAGGUAAAAAUCCAUCUUUUUUCUGCAACUAUUUUUUUGAACAAUGAAAUACAAAUACAUGAAAAAGUAAAGUGUUUAAAAAAAAGUUUUCUAUUUCUUAUAUGUUUAUCUGCUCGAACAGAUCCUAUCAUGAAUACCGUUUUUUAUGGUAUGCGAUCGAAUUGGAAUAUGUAAUAUCAUAGGUGAAAAUGAAAUUACUUUUUUUCUAGUCGUUACAAAACUCCAUAAGUUCCAGCGGUAUUUCUAAAUUCUGUUCCAUUCGGAUCUCUUUCUUAUAAAAAAAAUUCCAAUUGAAUCUAGUCUCCGUUCAUACGGAUUUCAUACAUUCCAUAUAUCUUGGAGUUGGAUAAAAUUUCAUGUGAUUCAGUAAACAGAAUAGAAAUUCCAUUAUUGCUAGAUCGAAUUCUAUCUAUAUGAUUCGGUGAAGAAUGAGAUAUGGGAUUUUUAAAAUAAACGGAUAAAUGAUAAAUUCAAAAAAGAUGCUCGGGGAUGGAAAAGAGGGAACAUCUACAAUACCCGGAUUUAAUCAGAUACAAUUUGAAGGGUUUUAUCGGUUUAUUGAUCAGGGUUUAAUAGAAGAACUUUCGCAAUUUCCAAAAAUUGAAGAUAUAGAUCACGAAAUUGAAUUUCAAUUAUUUGUGGAAACAUAUCAAUUGGUAGAACCUCUGAUAAAAGAACGAGAUGCUGUCUAUGAAUUACUUACAUAUUCUUCUGAAUUAUAUGUAUCCGCGGGAUUAAUUUGGAAAACCAAUAGGAAUAUGCAAGAACAAAGAAUUUUUAUUGGAAACAUUCCUUUAAUGAAUUCCCUUGGAACUUCUAUAGUAAACGGAAUAUACCGAGUUGUGAUCAAUCAAAUAUUACAAAGUCCUGGUAUCUAUUACCAGUCAGAAUUGGAUCAUAACGGGAUUUCGGUCUAUACCGGCACCAUAAUAUCAGAUUGGGGGGGCAGGCUAGAAUUAGAGAUUGAUAAAAAAGCAAGAAUAUGGGCUCGUGUGAGUAGGAAACAGAAAAUAUCUAUUCUAGUUCUAUCAUCAGCUAUGGGUUCGAAUCUAAGAGAAAUUCUAGAGAAUGUUUGCUACCCUGAAAUUUUCUUAUCUUUCUUAACCGAUAAGGAGAAAAAAAAAAUUGGGUCAAAAGAAAAUGCUAUUUUGGAGUUUUAUCAACAAUUUUCUUGUGUAGGUGGGGAUCCAAUAUUUUCUGAAUCCUUAUGUAAGGAAUUACAAAAAAAAUUCUUUCACCAAAGGUGUGAAUUGGGGAGGAUUGGUCGCCGAAAUAUUAACUGGAGACUUAAUCUUAAUAUACCUCAGAACAAUAUAUUUUUGUUACCACGAGAUAUAUUAGCAGCUGCCGAUCAUUUGAUUGGGAUGAAAUUUGGAAUGGGUACACUUGAUGAUAUGAAUCAUUUGAAAAAUAAACGUAUUCGCUCUGUAGCGGAUCUUUUACAAGACCAGCUCGGGUUGGCUCUGGCUCGUUUAGAAAAUGUAGUUAAGGGAACUAUAGGCGGAGCAAUUAGGCAUAAAUUGAUACCUACUCCUCAGAAUUUGGUAACUUCAACUCCGUUAACAACUACUUAUGAAUCCUUUUUCGGAUUACAUCCAUUAUCUCAAGUUUUGGAUCGCACUAAUCCAUUGACACAAAUCGUUCAUGGGAGAAAGUUGAGUUAUUUGGGCCCUGGCGGAUUAACAGGGCGAACUGCUAAUUUUCGAAUACGAGAUAUCCAUCCUAGUCACUACGGGCGUAUUUGCCCCAUUGACACGUCUGAAGGAAUCAAUGUGGGACUUAUUGGAUCUUUAUCAAUUCAUGCCAGGAUUGGUGAUUGGGGGUCGUUAGAAAGUCCGUUUUAUGAACUCGUUGAGAAAUCAAAAAAGGCGCGGAUACGGAUGCUUUUUUUAUCACCAAGUCAAGAUGAAUAUUAUAUGAUAGCGGCAGGAAAUUCUUUGGCUCUUAAUCGGGGCAUUCAAGAAGAACAGGCUGUACCAGCUCGAUACCGCCAAGAAUUUUGACUAUCGCAUGGGAAGAGGUUCAUCUUCGAAGCAUUUUUCCUUUCCAAUAUUUUUCCAUUGGAGCUUCCCUAAUUCCUUUUAUCGAACAUAAUGAUGCGAAUCGAGCUUUAAUGAGUUCUAAUAUGCAACGUCAAGCAGUUCCACUUUCUCGGUCCGAAAAGUGCAUUGUUGGAACUGGAUUGGAACGCCAAGUGGCUUUAGAUUCGGGGGUUCCCGCUAUAGCCGAACACGAGGGAAAAAUCCUUUAUACUGACACUGAGAAGAUAAUUUUAUCGGGAAAUGAGAAUACUUUAAGUAUUCCAUUAAUUAUGUAUCAACGCUCAAA
Brassica napus (rape) is the source of this 6100-nucleotide messenger RNA. RefSeq names its product DNA-directed RNA polymerase subunit beta-like. Gene Ontology annotation, molecular function: DNA-directed RNA polymerase activity; ribonucleoside binding; DNA binding. The transcript has a single exon. NCBI's taxonomy places the organism in Eukaryota, Viridiplantae, Streptophyta, Magnoliopsida, Brassicales, Brassicaceae. The coding region runs from base 4234 to 5775 and encodes 513 amino acids. Gene Ontology annotation, biological process: DNA-templated transcription. The record is from RefSeq and is a predicted model, not a curated record.